Messenger RNA from Chaetomium fimeti, 654 nucleotides. RefSeq lists its product as uncharacterized. The record is from RefSeq and is a predicted model, not a curated record. The coding region runs from base 1 to 654 and encodes 217 amino acids. The transcript is spliced from 2 exons. NCBI's taxonomy places the organism in Eukaryota, Fungi, Ascomycota, Sordariomycetes, Sordariales, Chaetomiaceae.
AUGGGUAUCCAAGCCUUCCUCCUCCUCAUGGCAGCAAGCCUCGCCGAAGCCCACUUCGGCAUCGAGUACCCCCCGAUGCGCGCCAACACGCUCGGCAGCCAGCAAAACACGACAUACUCCCAAUGGACCAACCCCUGCGCCGGCGUCCCCGGCAACCUCACCACCACCCCACCCACCCCCUGGCCCCUAACCGGCGGCAGCCUCAAACUCUCCCUACACCACCCCUGGACCUACCUCUUCAUCAACCUCGGCCUGGGGCCCGACGUCUCCAACUUCAACUACACCCUCACCACCCCGCCCUGGAACUCGACCGGCAACGGCACGCUGUGUGUGCCGCGGCUGGCGCUGCCGGCGGGCUUGCCCGUGCGCGACGGGACGCGGGCGAGCUUGCAGGUGGUUACUGUGGGGGGCGAUGGGAGUGCGUUGUAUAAUUGUGCGGAUGUGGUGUUGAGGGAGGGGGCGGAGGUGUUGGCGGGUGGGGAGUGCGUGAGUAGUGAGGGGGUGGAGGUUGCGCCCGUCAGGGUGGGGGGUGCGGGGGCGGAGGGGGAUGCCGAGGGGAAUGCGGCGUCGUCGGUGAGGGGGGGGGAUAUGGCGGCGGUGAUGUCGUCGGUGGUGGCGCUGGUGGUGGUGUUUGUUUUGGGGAUGGGCGGGUGA